AUGGAUGGAGGAAAGAAGGCUCCCUCCGCCGUGCUCAUCAUGCAGCAAUCCAAGGGCGUUCCUUCCAUCACCGGAAAGGGAGUCGCAACUUCUUACGCCUUCAUGAUUGGUUUCAUACUCUUCACCGUCUUCCAUGUCCUCACCACUCCGAUGAACACUCCCGCUUGGUUCUCUCACGUUCUCAGCUCCUCCAGCACGAUCUUGCCUGUCCCUUCCUCUUCCUCUUCUUCUUCUUUGUUGCCCUUCUCAUCCUACAUACUUCUCAAAGCCAACCCUUUCGUCUCUACCGCCACCGUGGGUCCAACAGAAGCAAGUGUAGUUUCUGCCGAGUACACGACAACCCAAACGAGCGAAACAAGCUCCGCUUCUAAAACCGAAGUUGAGCUACCAAACAUUGUAGUUGCACCUCGCCGUAGAUACAGCAGUCAGGCCACCCAACGGCAAGAGAGUGCGAUGGAAUCUGCCGUCGGUAGCUUUAGGUCCAUCAAUGCCAGUAGCAAGGGCGAUGCUGGCACUAGUUCCCCUAGAAAUCCCGAGGGAAUUCAAAACAAGCCUUGGGAGACGACCAACUCCGGCAAGAUGGCAACUGGUGUAGGUGAGAGAAGAAAGGAAAAAUGUGACAUAUUUGAUGGGAGGUGGGUGAGGGAUGACUCCUUCCCUCUCUACCCGGCGGCGACUUGCCCAUUCGUAGACCAGUCCAUCAGCUGUGUCAUGAAUGGCCGGCCUGAGCGGCUGUAUGAGAAAUGGAGAUGGCAACCACAUGGUUGCAGAAUUCCAAGAUUAGACGGGAAGGACAUGCUGGAGAGGCUUAGGGGGAAGCACGUGGUGUUCGUCGGUGACUCCCUGGGCCGGAACAUGUGGAAGUCUCUCCUGUGUGUCCUGUGGCAAGCCGUGCAGGGCAAGAAGAAGAUAGUCGGAGUGCGUCGCCCGCCUGGAUCGACUGCUUACGGCCUUUUGGACUACAAUUGCACCAUCGAGUUCUUUUGGUCUCCCUUUCUGGUCGAGGAACUGAAGACUCCUUUGCCCAACGGGAGUAUCAAGGCAACGGUGAGGCUCGACACCAUCGCAGCGGUCGCCCCCCGUUACCAGCACGCUGAUAUAUUGAUCUUCAACUCCGGUCACUGGUUCACUCCCUCCAAGACGAAUGACGGGAAGAAUUACUAUCGAGUAGGAGAACACGUUUACGAGAUGAUGGAGCAUGUUGGCGCUUACAGAAUUGCACUUAACACUUGGGCCAAAUGGGUUGACGCGAACGUGAAUCCAAAGAAGACCAAGGUUUUCUUUAGAGGAUAUUCCAGUAAACAUUACAGGGCAGGGCAAUGGAAUACCGGUGGGCGCUGUCACAAUGAAGUAGAACCCAUAACGAAUGAUACUCAUCUCGAGCCGUACCCAGAGAAAAUGAGGGUGGUGGACUCUCUGCUGGGCGAAAUGAGGACACCAAUCUCGUGUGUGAACGUAACAAAGAUGACGGCUUAUAGAAAGGAUGGCCAUCCUUCCGUCUACAGGAAGCAGAAGCACAAGAUGAGUGAGGAAGAGACGAGAAAGCCUGAGAAGUUUGAGGAUUGCAUCCACUGGUGUCUGCCCGGAAUUCCUGAUGCAUGGAACGAGCUCCUAUACGCAAAGCUAGUAAUGAUAUAGCCGCAAGGCCAAGCAUUUGGGAGAAAGGAUCGACAAUCGACGGUAGUCAACAAGGGAAGUGAAGUCUUGGAUUGUUUAGUUACCAUCGGUUUCAUUGUCCAAAUAUCUCCUUGGUAGUUGAGACUGGUGUUGUUUUUAAUUUUUCUCUUGUUUCCUCCCGUCUUCCUC
Molecule: messenger RNA, 1806 nt
Organism: Nymphaea colorata (pocket water lily)
Lineage: Eukaryota; Viridiplantae; Streptophyta; Magnoliopsida; Nymphaeales; Nymphaeaceae
Product: protein trichome birefringence-like 4
Exons: 5
Coding region: 1-1638 (545 amino acids)
Cellular component (GO): Golgi apparatus
Molecular function (GO): O-acetyltransferase activity
Source: RefSeq, a predicted model, not a curated record